AGACAUCGCUCGGGAGCGGGAGGCCGACCGCAUUCAACGAGUGCUCGACGGUGUACAAGUAGAAUUAUGUUACGAGCCUUCUUCCGUGGGCAAUGCGGGAAAAAGAUUCUUACUCGACUCUUCUCUUCAGACUAGGAAAAGAGAGAUAUACCGUCAGUAGAUGCAACAUCAUCCAGACACCGACAGGGGCAUGGAACGUACUCCCAGAGCACCGAAGCCAAGGCUGGUAUAUUUUGAGGGUCAAUGUCUGCUUCCCACUCGCCGUCGACGCUCUCGGUACCUUCCAUGUCGAGGAGAUCGCUUGCUCCUGAAUCCUCGCGCCGCCGGUCCACAGUGCCGGGGGUAGUGUGAGACUCACGACCUUUUGUGCUGGGAGGUGUCUGCGAAGUGUGCUUUGCCUUGAUCAGCUCCCGGCGAAGCGCGUCCAACCGCGAGACAGGGCUUGUCGGUUCUCCUGGGUUUAAAGUGCUGAUAGUAGCCAUGAGUAUUGAAUCGUGACCGACCGAACCUGAGACAGAAGAUUGUACUGGCGUAACAUCCGAUGGAGGUGCUCCUAUGCCCGAGCUUUAUAGGGCCAGAUCCCAGCGGGUGAAAAGUGCUGGGCACUCUUCCGAAAGAACAGACUCUAAAUGGAUAACGCUUUCUGGGUCUUAUUGGAUGUCUUCGUUCUUUGCUCUACUUAUCAAGCAGCCGGCGCUUCAUCUCCUAGAGGAUUGGCUCGCUUAAUAUCGUCGAACUUCGGGUGCCACGUGGUACUUUGGUUGAACACGAAGAAGUACUCAUUCCAUAGAAUAUUCUCUUGUCGAAGAUCCUGAUGGCGGACACCUAAAGAAUGUAUCCCCUUUAGCGACCGUUUAAUCGCAGGAAGGACAGACUUCUUGGGCUUCAAAUGGCUCAAAUCGUCACCACCCCAACCCAUAAGGAGCAUGUGGCGUAUAUCUCCAGCGCCAUGCAGGAAGUAGACAUUGGCCAGGUCGAUCGCUCCUAAAAAAAACUGGAAUUGCCGACCCUUGUGCGCGCUGAAGAAUCCGGUAAAUAUCCGCCCCGCGUGACACGUUGGGUGGUCCAUCUGUGCGAGUGGGCGAGCGCCCCAGCUGGGUUUUCAGGCUUUCAAGGCCCGUUAUCUGUUACAUCAAGGCGGCUCGUUCAUUCUCCACGCAUUGCCUUGUUUGCUGCAAAUCACAUGCACGGGCCUAAAGACUGAUUACUAAAAAUAAUCUCCUGAAAGAACCGCUCUGACCUUGUUCGAUCACGAAUUAUUGGAACUAGUCAUCUCAUUUGCUCCGCCAAGCAGCGACCAGCGAUCAGCGGGCCUGCCGUUUGGCACGGCCUGAUGUGAAGCAGGAAUGUUUGUAAAAAGUCCUGCCGGAGAGUCAGUUCCUCGGUUACUAUCAUGACUUAGAUGUUCUCGUUGACUUUAUUGUUUCCACCGCCAGACCUCGUUUGGGGCCCGAUCCUGUUAUACAUCUUCUCAUGCCCACAAUUAGCCAACUUGCUAUUACCGAGUCACUUACCUUCCCGGAGGAGAUCGGUCCAUUCGCAUUCAUGGGCAACUUGGCGAGAGUGGGCUUCCCAUGGUCUAUCUCUGUACGCCCCUUGACCGCGACCACCAAAACCUCAAGAAUAUCGGCUUGCUCCGGCCCCGGCAGCGCUGGAUUCUCCACCAGCGAAUUGGGUUAUGUCUACCCGCCAUUAGGGAGUGGCUGUCAAUGAAAUUGAAUGGCGUCACUGCGUUAGGGCUAUGAUUUUGUUUUCUUCUGGGGGCCUAGAUGCAACGAGCCUUUGGCCAUCACGCGGGAAUCUGGCGACACAUACUCACAAGAUAUUGUACCGAGGCUGGAUCAGAAGUCAAUAGAGAAACCGUCCGAGGUUUCGCCGGAGUCUCCACCCCCCCGCCUUGCGUCCUCCUCUUCGCGCCGGUCGGGCCGCCAACCCCAGACUUGGCGAGCGUCCGGCCCGAAUCCGACCUCGUUCGAGACUUCGACUUCACUUCUCUCGAUACAAAUGUCUCCCCUCUCUCAUCGGAUCAUCUGCUUCGUAUCUCUCCUCAAAACCCCGUCGCAUAUGAGCACAACAAAAUGACUCCUCCAGCCCCCGAGUCUAAGCGCGAGGUUACAACGGUGGAGGACAAUACCCUGAAGACCCAUGUCGAAGACAUUGGCUACCUAGUCAACCAGGAGCUGCACGAGGAGACAGUGCGGCAGGCGUUUACGCGCUACCCCAAGCGGACCUUCUGGAUCAUCUACACGGUCUGGGUUUUGGUCAUCAGUGGGUUCGACAGCACUGCCAGCUCCGCCGUUAUUGGCAUCCCCCGCUUCCGCAUGGACUACGGUUCCGAGUACAGGGGCAACUACGUCCUCCCGGCCCAGUGGCAGGCCGCCUUUUCUGGUGGCCCCGCCGCUGGUGGUGUCCUUUCCGCCGUGGGCGCUUCGUUGCUGUCUGAUCGUAUUGGCCGCAAAUACAUCUUUCUCAUCGGCUUGAUCUUUAUCUUCGUUGGCAUCACCCUCGAAACAGUCAGCAAUGGCUCGUGUGCCGUAUUCUUCGGCGGCAAGUUCCUAGCUGGAAUGGCCACCGGAUGCUUCGUCACCACCAGCAUGACAUAUGUGGCCGAAUUUUCCCCAGUCGCCAUCCGUGGCAUCGUCUCUGCCGCUGCUCCCAUUUCGGGCAGCGCAAGCCAGCUCGUCGUCGCUUUAAUCCAGAAUGGCUAUGGGGAUCUGCCAAAUUCCUGGGCCUACAAAUCACUUUUCAUGUCUCAAUAUGCUGUCACCUUCACGGCUCUGAUCUUCUGGCCGUUUUUGCCCGAAUCGCCAUGGUAUCUUGUCCGCCGCGGCAAGGAGGACCAGGCAGCCAAGACGUAUCGUAGCUUCGGCCUACCGGAGACGGAGAUUGAAAAGGCCAUUGCUAAUAUCAAAUUGACCGAGGAGAGGAACAAGGCUGAGACGGAAGGAGUCAGCUACGCCGAGUGCUUCCGCAAAUCCAACCUCCGCCGCACGAUCCUGGCCAUUGGGCCCUUUACCAUUCAGGCCUUUUGUGGUGUCCUAUUCAUUGUCGGCUACAUGGUCUACUACAUCCAGCUCGCCGGGUACAGCACUGCGAUGAGCUACCGACUCAACAUCACCGCCCAGGUCAUCGCCUGCACGGGUAACUUUUGCUCUUGGUUUCUGAUUGACCGUGUCGGCCGCCGUAACCUCAUGCUUUGUGGCUUGGGACUCCUGUGCGUCAUGCUCUGGAUCACCGGCGGGCUCGCAGUGGCCGCCACCCCGGGGACUGUCAAAGGCACGGUCGCCCUGAUUCUUCUCUAUUCAGGUGUUUACAAUGCCACCAUCGGUGCUGCCUCGUACACGAUGCUGGCCGAAAUUGCCACCCCACGUCUGAGGAGCAAAACGGUCUCGAUUGCGGUUGUUUCACAAAGCUCGUGGGAUAUCAUGUGGGCUUUCGUCAUGCCGUAUAUUUUCAACCCCGACAAGGGCAAUCUGCAGGCAAAGACUACCUUUAUCUUUGGCGGAUUCGCCAUCAUCUGCUGGACCUAUCUCUACAUCUGUCAUCCUGAAACCAAGGGCCGCAGCUACCAGGAGUUGGAUGAGAUGUUCACCAAGGCCGUUUCCGCCAAGCAGUUCCGCAACUAUGUUACUGAGACCGAGAAGAGGGGGGCAGAGGCGAAGCGACAAGCCGAUGAGUCCAACCUGACUGUUUAGGCCGGGCCUCCUUGCUGUACGGACGGAUAUGUUCACUCGGGUUGCCACUUGGUGCUGAAUGUGAGAGAAGGUAGUAGCGCGUUGGGGUACGGGGUUGACACUGACAAAGGUUGGUAUGAGUCCAUUUUAUGCUAGAUAGUUGCCAAUCAUAAAGGUUAUGGUUUAUAAGAUAAUUAGCCCC
Messenger RNA from Aspergillus calidoustus, 3876 nucleotides. The record is from the annotation of a GenBank genome assembly. Lineage: Eukaryota; Fungi; Ascomycota; Eurotiomycetes; Eurotiales; Aspergillaceae.